AUGCUCGACCAUGCUUCCCCCGAGGCCGCGUCUGCAGAUGCCCCCCUGAGCCCCGGAGAGUACAAGUUUGAAACAGCGGUGAAUCUUGAAAUCAUGAUCCUCAUUUUCCCAGGGGCUUCAAGAACCCCCAGCGAUUCGGCAGAGAUGGCAAAACUUGCCUUCAACGUCAGCACAAUGGCGUGA
Penicillium macrosclerotiorum is the source of this 183-nucleotide messenger RNA. RefSeq lists its product as uncharacterized. The record is from RefSeq and is a predicted model, not a curated record. Lineage: Eukaryota; Fungi; Ascomycota; Eurotiomycetes; Eurotiales; Aspergillaceae. The coding region runs from base 1 to 183 and encodes 60 amino acids. The transcript has a single exon.